UGGGAAGACGAUGACGUGACGAUGACGUUGUGACGAGAGUUGGGUGACGAAGCUGUAAUGAUAACGAUGAAACGGCCAUGACAGCAUUAAGACCACUAGCACAUGCCUAGUGGUUCAAGCUAGUAAGCAACUUGCACGGCCGCUGGAUAAAACAGAAAGGUGUGGCCCAAUGGGAGCUGCAAUGGGAGCGAAUGUGUCAGCCGUAUUUGAAUUCUCGGCCGCUUGGCUGGGCUGAACAUCGCUAGCUCUCGGGGACGGGACGCGUCGUUUCCCACGGCCGACGGCGUUCAAAGCGCGUUCCUCACGCAUUUUCUACAACGAUCCCAGAGAACAGUCCCCGACUGGUGGCGCCGGGGUGGAUCACAGAGUUUGCGGUGCAUGUGGCAAGCCGCACUUUUCUUUUUUUGAAUCCAGUGGCCGUGCAACUUGGGUCCCUAGGUUGACGCAAGAGAACAGACAUAGAGACAGGCCGUAAUUCUUGUGUACUUUUCAAUAAUGAUUAUUGAUUAUCCUGCUGUUAUCGUUUUCAUUUUAACAUGUACCUUUCAACAGCACUUACCUUAUAGCAGACCUGAAAAUGUAUUUUUGAAGACAACUUGGAAUACCACACCUAUUUCUUGGCUAAUCCUGCAUAGUGGGUAUGAGCCUCAUGUUCCAAGGCGACAACAACGUUUCUUGUUCUUGGUAAAGUUUACAUGGCUAAACGCUAUACAAAAUUUGGCUAUGCUGGGUGCCCAACAAACCUACAUGCACACCGAAGUCAGUAAGAGGUGAUGGACCCAAGGGACCCGACCUGAGUUCCGGCAGCGUGUAGCCUUGUGGUCCUUCAGUAUCUGUGUUUCUCCACGGCCAGGCUUUGGAUGCUGCAUUUGCUCUGCAUCUAUCACAAGUCGCCGGCAUGGAGCCACAACCCGGAUUGCUGGACAUUCUGGCUCAGUUCUGCUACCGCCUGCUACACUGUGGCCCACUGAUGGCGCUUUGCAUAAUCACAUUAAUUUUUCGGACCAGCAUGUACGUGACAUCAAUGUGGCUCUCGCCGUAUGGUUCAUUGCUAGGCGCCGUCAACCACGCGGUGCUCAUGGGUUGGGUUGUAGCCAUGCUGUACAAUUUCUUCGUGGCCAUCGCUAUUGGACCGGGCUUCGUGCCUCUGAAGUGGAGGCCGGACCAGCCAAGUGACGAGCAGUUCCUGCAAUACUGUGAAAAUUGUGACGGACUUAAGGCACCAAGGUCGCAUCACUGCCGCAAGUGCGAGAGGUGCGUCUUCAAGAUGGACCAUCACUGUCCGUGGAUCAACACUUGUUGCGGGCACCGGAACCAUGCCAACUUCACACUUUUUUUGUUCUUUGCUCUCUGCGGUAGCGUUCAUGCCUCGGUGCUGUUGACCAAGGGCCUGACUAAAGCCUACCACAGGAAAUAUUACAUAAAUCAAGGUCAAGAGGACAAUCUUGUCUACCUGCGUUUCUUCCCUUUUCUGGCCACGGUGCUGAGCCUGUUCUUGGCCAUUUUCGCCAUAUUUUCAGUGGGAAGUCUCUUUUUUAUACAGCUCAAAAGUAUUGUUCGCAACGAGACGACUAUCGAGAAUUGGAUCGUGGCCAAGGCCCGGAGGCGAGAGCGUGAGGGUGAAGACCACUUUGUCUAUCCAUACAACCUCGGCGUGGCUGAGAACCUGAAGCAGGUCUUUGUGUACCCACUUGGCGACGGCAUUACCUGGCCCGUGGCGACCGGGUGCAACCAGUACGCGCUCACUGUAGAGCAGAUUCUUCAAAAGCGCGACAAGUGGCUACGAACACGCCUGUACAGUGUGGUGCGCCCAUACCAUGGCUCCUAUUUCCCAAUAUCACAUGGCUGCUCUGUCUGCAUGACCACACCACUCACUGAUGAGCCCCGCCUUGUAGUCAGACCUGGUGACCGUGUUCUUGUUAGUCGGUGGCAAACGCACUGGCUUUACGGAAAGUCGGAAAGGGCAAAGUUUCCUACGAAACCUUCACACAGACUAAAGGGCUGGUUUCCACGGCAAUGUGCAGUUGAAGUGGUUGGCAGUCAGGGAAGCCGUAGCUGCACAGAGGCAUCGUCAAGCUACGCCGACCACAGGAAGUACAAGUGAAACGUGCUGUUACAUCACUGCGCUCCUGCAACCUCCAUUGUCUGCCAAGCGUAGCUGCCAAAAUUCAGACCAGACAAGAUUUCUUCCCUCCAUUCGGCACCUGUCCCUGUUCCGUGCGGACGGACUCGGCUGCUUCCAAGUUAGUUGUAGAAGCCAUUAACAAAAUAACUUUUUGUCACUUAGCCUUUCUAAAUGGGGAGAGCGGGAUUGGAGUUCCGAAUGAUGAUGGCAUGCCUGCCCGGCACACGGCUGUCGUCAGUCAUCUUCUGUUUUCAAGAGGCAGAAUGCGAAGUGAUUGCCCAUAACAUCAACAAAUUAUGCCAAAGAUGUGUGCGGCUGCGAACGCAAAGAUUAUUUCUUCUAAGUGAUAUUCUUUUCCUAAACAAAAAGCUAAGCUUCUCGACAUUCACUCUGUAUAGGAAAUGAUCGUGACAAUCGGUGCUUCCUCAAGUCACUAAGACUUCCCAGUAACAAUACAAUGAACCCUGAAUGUCGUUGUACCCCCGCAAAAUAAAAACACUUAUUCAAGCUAUCUAACCAAUAUUUCAUUGAUAUUGUAGCCAUGGCUGCACUGUAGCCAAGGUAUCGCCAUUGUCGUAGAGGUAGAGACGCGCAGGCUCGAGCCGUAUGCGCUCGCACUGUAUGCGCUCGCACUGGCGUUCGACGGAGCUCCUGGCACCUCGGUCUGUGAUGGUCUU
This is a messenger RNA of Dermacentor andersoni, 2802 nucleotides long. The record is from RefSeq and is a predicted model, not a curated record. Lineage: Eukaryota; Metazoa; Arthropoda; Arachnida; Ixodida; Ixodidae.